Suillus paluster is the source of this 1548-nucleotide messenger RNA. RefSeq lists its product as uncharacterized. The transcript has 7 exons. The record is from RefSeq and is a predicted model, not a curated record. Bases 1 to 1548 code for a protein of 515 amino acids. Lineage: Eukaryota; Fungi; Basidiomycota; Agaricomycetes; Boletales; Suillaceae.
AUGCAGUCGAGCCCUGAAUACAACUUCAACUUUCCAACUCCUCUUUUGUAUGGUCCUCCAGCUGUACCAGCAGGCCAUCCAUAUGGUAGGAAUGGUUGGUACACAUGGUGUGGAGGCACAUAUGUAUCCAAGGUGGUCAUCCAACUCUCUGUUUCUGGGGGUGCAGGUCUGAGCGCCUCGACAGAGACUAAUGGUGGAUCUCAAAAGUUGAAAGUUUCACAAGUCUUAAGCCAGAUGGCAACUAUCAACCGUCAGCUAGAUCUUGUGGAGAAUCAGGAACUGCAACACGCACAGGAAGUCUGUGCACUGGAGAUGAGAUGUGCUCAGUGUGUCAAAGCAGUGAAGAAUGAGAUGAAAGCCGAGAUAAGGAGCUUGGAGGAGUUGUUUGAGCAGAAAGUUGCCAGCAUGGUUGCAAGUAUCAACAGUCGCAUUGAUGGAGGAGAAGCAGCUGAUGCUGAGACCGAUGAAGAGUUUGAGAGAGAUGUUGAGAAGAUUGAAAAAAGUGCCCUUGCAUUUGGAGAUAAUGGUCUAAAGGCAGUUGUUUGGAUCAUUUUUCAGAUGCUGAUGGGAAUCGCCAAGCUUACCGCUGAUGUUCUUCCUCCAUACCCAAGUGAUGACGACAACUGGCCGCUUGAUCCUGCCACCAAUGAUUGUUUGAUGUGGUUCUGCUGGACAGAAUCUCAUCAGCAUUCUGAUAAUCACACCAAAAUCCUGUGGGUCAUUGCUUACAUUCAUCAGCAUGGUGCUACCGUUUGCGCUGGCAGCGGUCCUGUUCUUUGUGAUAUAAGUGAAGAGGAUCUGCAUGAACGCGUUGUCAAGAAAUAUCAAGAAUUACAGAAAAAAAAGCACAGCCACACUGGUACAGUCAACAACGCUCCUGCGUCUGAGUCAGCCGUAACAGUCGCAAAACCUUCACGAUCUAAAUUACAGAGUCGUGCAAGAGGCAAACUUGAAGUUCAUAUCCGAAAAUUUGAGAACCUGCCAGAAGGGUCAGAGUUUGGUGAUGAGAAGUAUCACAUGGCACUCAUGGAGUCCUUGAUGUCACAAGAUGAAGACGAGGUUGAUGCGCAGGGACAGAAGACUGGACGUUUCAUUUCCCAUGUGGGAACAUAUCGGAGUGAUAUUAUGGUGAAGUUCUUGGCUGCAGUGGAUGAAGCGGUGGACCCAAACCCACCUCCUCGCUUCACUGUUUGUGUUAAAGAGUGGCUCGCAAAAGAAGAAAACAAGAAGUAUGACUCGCCUAGUUAUAUCCUGGAUAAUGGGUGCACAUGGGGAGAUCCAAAGGAUCCUGAGGAGAUGGUGGCAGGCCAGAAGCAAGUCAAGGAACAGAAGAGGCUGAUUGCAUCGAAGAAGUGUGUGAAAAUUGAGGAGAUGGAGGCGAAGAAGAAGGAAACCGGGACAAAGAAAGGUAAAGGAAAAUCAAAGAUGAUAAGUGACAAAGGGAAGGGACGAGAGAGUAUGCCUGCUCUAGCACAGCCAGUAGCGAGUACUAGCAAAGCUCGUGAGCUGCCACCUGCUGCAGAGUCAGAUGAUGAUUUCAGUGACUAG